AUGACCUCGUUGCUUUUCUCGAGCCACAAAUUGAGGUCGAGCGGCGGCGCAACAGGUGACGCCAGCGUCGCAACAGGUGACUCGCGGUUAAUAUCAUCGUCCUCGGCGUCCAGGGCGGGAGCUUUCUUGGACGAAAAAUAUGCCUGGUUGAACUUGGCGCCGAUGGAUUUGAUGUGGAAGGUCGAGAAGAAAGCCAUAGCAGCGUUCGCAAACCCUAGGGAGCAAUUGCACUAUAAAAUUAGGCGUCUGUAUUACAAAGUGGCUUCUCAACGCCCAAACCCUAGACAAGCAGAGCUCUCGCCGCCGCCAAAAUUUCAACGUGCAGCCGCCGAAAAUCCACCAUGCCGUUGUGAAAAAACACAUAACAAAGCUAGCAGUAACCACUAUUUUGGGCGCCAGAGGCAGAGGAUGGGAGGCGGGCGUAGGAUGCACCGCCGCGAACGACGGCAGACUUUAGGUAUACAGGCGCUCCUGUUUUUAUCUCAGCCGUCCUUGAAAAUCUCGCCAUCG
Molecule: messenger RNA, 510 nt
Organism: Striga asiatica
Lineage: Eukaryota; Viridiplantae; Streptophyta; Magnoliopsida; Lamiales; Orobanchaceae
Source: the annotation of a GenBank genome assembly